Molecule: messenger RNA, 999 nt
Organism: Saccoglossus kowalevskii
Lineage: Eukaryota; Metazoa; Hemichordata; Enteropneusta; Harrimaniidae
Product: gypsy retrotransposon integrase-like protein 1-like
Source: RefSeq, a predicted model, not a curated record
AUGGAGGCCUUGCACGAUGAUGUCGGCCAUCUUGGACAGGAUAGAAGCUUGGACUUGAUGAGAUCACGCUUCUAUUGGCCUGGCAUGACUGAGAUGGUAGUUGAGUGGAUUAAAUCAUGUGAACGCUGUACAUGCAGAAAGAUGACAGCUGAAGGUAGAGCCCCAGUUCCAUUGGUGAGUAUCAAGUCGACAAGACUACUGGAAUUGGUCUGCAUGGACUAUUUAUCAAUUGAACCAUCAAAGAGAGGAUGUAGGGAUGUGCUUGUGAUAACAGACCAUUUCACAAAGUACGCCAUAGCUGUUUCUACUCGUAACCAGAUUGCUAAAGUAACUGCAGACGCAUUGAUGGAGCAGUUUGUGCGGCACAUUGGUUUCCCUGAGCGCCUGCAUUCGGAUCAGGGUCGAAACUUCGAGAGUGCUGUGAUCAGGCACCUGUGUGAUGCCAUGGGAGUUGUGAAAUGUCGGAGCACCCCAUACCAUGCCCUGGGCUGUGGGAUCACAGAGCGAUUUAAUCAGAUGUUACUUGGUAUGUUGGAAACGCUGUCCAACUCUGACAAGCAGAACUGGAAACAGCAUGUUAGUGCAGUGACUCAUGCGUAUAAUUGCACGAAGCAUGAUGUGACUGGUUACACCCCGUAUUUCCUCACGCAUGGGCACCAUCCUCGUUUGCCUGUGGACAUAUACUUGGGUUUGGUCACUGAGGAUGAACAGACAGAAGACAUGGAUGAGUAUGUGAGAAAUUGGCAGCGCAGUCUUGAUGAGGCUUACCAAAUUGUGUCACUUCGUAUGGACAAAAAGAGCCUCAUCAGCAAGUCGUACUAUGAUAGGAAGGCCAGGCAGUCUGAACUCUCGCCUGGAGACCGUGUAUUAAUGCGCAAUGUCAAGGUGCGUGGCAAGCACAAGCUCGCUGACCAAUGGGAGAAGGAUCCAUAUGUCAUUGUCAGGCAAGAUGAUCGUGGUAUACCUUUUUAUGUAGUUAAGCCUGAGAAAGGGUGGUAA